CACAGCGGUACUUCAAGGGCAGUCCUCUCCUCGAUAACAGAAGUAGGCGAGAAUGGCUGGCUUCCGGAAAAUGCUUGCCUUGGUGUAGACGCCUGAGAUGGAAUCGCGCAUAACCAAUUUCUGUCCAUGACCAUUGCAGUUUCAAGACCCACGAUCAGAGGUUCCCAGUUCGAGACAGAUAGCGGCCCAAGACAUAAGCUGAACGAAGCUGAGCCUCUACGAAAGGCCAUGGUAUCCUUUCUCCGCACCCGACCAAGACAGUCUGGGGGUGAGCUAGGGCGUGGUAUUGGGUAUGUCGGCCAAUCGAGCCAUCAUCAUCCUUUACCGUAUGGGUUUUUCUUUACCCAACCACGACGCGAAGGCUUAGAUGAACUCUGUUCCCCUCUCCUCCCCACCAUAAUUACGCGGACGACGGACGACGGGAAUCUGUCCCAUGAUUUUGGCACCUCCCACCAACCAUUCAACCCUUCUGACGAUUUUGAACCAAAAAAAGCGAGCGGAGAUGAAAGGCAGAUAUUGGAAAUACCCCCCAAAACAUAAAGAGAUUUUGAAACGACGGGUGAUGCAGAUGCAGGUAUGAGUUGUCCUGCAAGACAUUAGGCCACGUCAGAUCUACAAAGUACAAGCCAGUCUUACUUACGUCCCUCUUAUCAAAGAGGGCACCUGCU
Messenger RNA from Aspergillus japonicus CBS 114.51, 668 nucleotides. RefSeq lists its product as uncharacterized. The record is from RefSeq and is a predicted model, not a curated record. The transcript is spliced from 2 exons. The coding region runs from base 127 to 540 and encodes 137 amino acids. NCBI's taxonomy places the organism in Eukaryota, Fungi, Ascomycota, Eurotiomycetes, Eurotiales, Aspergillaceae.